Melanaphis sacchari is the source of this 1052-nucleotide messenger RNA. RefSeq names its product charged multivesicular body protein 2a (gene Vps2). Gene Ontology annotation, biological process: protein transport; endosome transport via multivesicular body sorting pathway; late endosome to vacuole transport. The transcript is spliced from 5 exons. The coding region runs from base 274 to 978 and encodes 234 amino acids. Gene Ontology annotation, cellular component: ESCRT III complex; multivesicular body. The record is from RefSeq and is a predicted model, not a curated record. NCBI's taxonomy places the organism in Eukaryota, Metazoa, Arthropoda, Insecta, Hemiptera, Aphididae.
UCUGAGGGAUACACCUUAGUUUUUAUUCUUAUAUACGAUACGAUGAGUAAUUUUUACUGAUAAAAAACAGAAUUAAUAAUAUACUAACAUUGUUUUCAUUAAUUUGUUUUGUUUUAUCACUAUCCUUUGUAGCUAUCUAAAAAAUAUAUUGUAACGCGAGUCUACACGAGUGCCGAGUAGUAUUGAAAAACUGGUGAGUCAUAAUUAUCAAAUAUUACAUGUCUUACCUUAUUUAAUUUAGUGAACCAAUUUUGAAUAAAUACCUAAAUCAGUAUGCCGUUGGAAUGGUUAUUUGGGCGUCGUAUGUCGCCCGAUGAAAUGUUGAGAAAGAAUCAACGUGCUCUCAAUAAAGCAAUGCGUGAUUUAGAUCGCGAAAAAAUGAGAAUGGAACAACAAGAGAAGAAAAUUAUUAUGGACAUCAAAAAAAUGGCUAAAGAUGGACAGAUGGAAUCGGUGAAAAUCAUGGCUAGAGACCUAGUAAGAACAAGACGUUACCAGAAGAAAUUUAUGGUGAUGAAAGCUAAUAUACAAGCAGUAUCUUUAAAAAUACAAACGCUUAAAUCACAAAACGCUAUGGGUCAAGCAAUGAAAGGCGUAACUAAAGCAAUGCAAAAUAUGAACAGGCAGUUGAAUUUACCACAAAUUCAAAGGAUACUUCAAGAGUUUGAAAAACAGUCUGAAGUCAUGGAUAUGAAAGAAGAAGUUAUGAAUGAUGCUAUGGAUGAUGCCAUGGAAGACGAAGGAGACGAAGAAGAAACAGAUCAAAUUGUUACACAAGUAUUAGAUGAGUUAGGUCUACAGCUUACAGAUCAAUUGUCUGGUUUGCCUUCAGCUUCUGGCUCAAUAAGUAUAGCAGCUACCGGAAAAGUACCCAUUGUUGCUCAAGAUGGUGGAGGUGGUGGUGGUGCUGCUGCUGCACAACCAAAUGAUGCUGAUGCAGACUUGCAAGCUCGAUUAGAUAAUUUAAGGCGCAAGUGAACAAUAUUAUUUGCAAACUCUAAUGCAUUAAUAAUAUUAUAUACCAACCUAUUUGAUUGUAAAAAUUUGUUAAA